AUGGGGAAACGCAAGAAGUCUUCUCGCAAACCUCAAGGUCCCAGGAAACGCGAACCCCUCGCUACAACGUUCACCUGUCUCUUCUGCAAUCACGAAAAAGCCAUCCAAGUCAAGCUCGACAAGAAAGCCGGCGUGGGCAACCUCUUCUGCAAGAUAUGCGGGCAGAAAUUCCAGACCGGCAUCAACUACCUGAGCGCGGCGGUCGACGUCUAUUCGGACUGGAUCGACGCGUGUGAAGACGUGGCCAAGGAGGCGGCGACACACGAGGCCGAGGAAGAUGCGAAGUUCAGCAGCUACGCGACAUCCGGGAGGGCUGGAGCAGGGGCUGGAGCCGCUGGUGGCAGGGGUGCCGAUGAUGAAGACGAAGACGCAGACGAUGGGGAAGAGUGA
Molecule: messenger RNA, 390 nt
Organism: Fonsecaea erecta
Lineage: Eukaryota; Fungi; Ascomycota; Eurotiomycetes; Chaetothyriales; Herpotrichiellaceae
Exons: 3
Coding region: 1-390 (129 amino acids)
Biological process (GO): transcription elongation by RNA polymerase II
Cellular component (GO): transcription elongation factor complex
Molecular function (GO): RNA polymerase II complex binding
Source: RefSeq, a predicted model, not a curated record